GGUGAUGGAUUAUCGAUUUCUCCAAACCAGAAUUGGAUCCUAGUCAUCCCAUUCACAGUUCCAAACGAUUUAGUCAAAAUAAAAGUUUAUAGACAUGACACUUUACAUUCAUUUGCUGAUUUGAUUUCGAUCAUUGAGUUUGGAACUUGGAGAGAUAAUUCAUUGAUUAAGUGUCAGUAUUUUGGUAAAUGUUCUGGUUGCCAAUAUCAGAUGAUUAGUUAUGAGAAACAACUUGAACUUAAACAGAUUGUUGUGGAAAAAGCUUUUAAACAUUUCUCUGGUUUAGAUCCUAGUUUGUUACCUAAGAUUGAACCUACUCUUCCUUCUCCUUUACAAUACGCUUAUCGUACUAAACUUACACCUCAUUUCGAGUUACCAAGAAAUAUUAAAGCACCUCAGAGAAAUGGGAUUGGGAUUGGAAAUGGAAAUGGGAAAAACGAACUAAGGAUCGGUUUUGCAGAAAAAGGAAGGAAAAGAGUCCUAGAUAUUGAAGAUUGUAUGAUUGCUACAUCUGUAAUUAAUGAAAAGUUAACACAAGAAAGGAACCGAGUUCGAUCGACUAUUCAUACGUUUAAAAGAGGUGCGACUUUACUACUACGUGAUUCCUUGGAACUCGCUACCACAGAGCCGGAUAGACAUAUUUGUGUAACGAAUCAUAAAGAGAUUGUGAGGGAAAAAGUCUUAUCCGUUCACUUUGAACAAAACGCAGGUUCAUUCUUUCAAAAUAAUUCCUCAAUCUUGAACCCUUUUUUAUCGUAUAUAAAAUCACUUUUGGAUGAUCAUAAACCAUCAAGAAAAAAAGAAGAAGGGCAAGAAGGAGAAGGAGAAGAAAGAUAUUUGGUAGAUGCGUAUUGUGGAUCAGGAUUGUUUUCGAUCGGAUUAGCUGAUCAGUUUACAAAAUCAAUGGGAAUUGAAGUUUCGAGUGAAUCGAUUUAUUGGGCAAAACAUAAUGCUAAACUAAACAAGAUUGAAAACGUUGAGUUUAUGGUAGGAAAAGCCGAAGCGAUCUUUGCAGAUUUAAACUUUCCGGCUCAGAUGACUACAGUGAUUAUUGAUCCACCAAGAAAAGGAUGCGAUGAAGUGUUUCUUGAUCAGUUAUUGGAUUUCAAACCUAAGAGAAUUCUGUAUGUUAGUUGUAAUGUACAUACUCAGGCUCGUGAUGUUGGAAGAUUAGGAAAGGUUUAUAAAGUUCAAAGUAUUAGAGGGGCUGAUUUUUUUCCUCAGUCUCAUCAUUGUGAAUCGAUUGUAUCAUUAAGUUUGAUUGAAUAG
This is a messenger RNA of Melampsora larici-populina 98AG31, 1269 nucleotides long. RefSeq lists its product as uncharacterized. Lineage: Eukaryota; Fungi; Basidiomycota; Pucciniomycetes; Pucciniales; Melampsoraceae. The annotation marks the transcript as partial. Gene Ontology annotation, molecular function: tRNA (uracil(54)-C5)-methyltransferase activity, S-adenosyl methionine-dependent. The record is from RefSeq and is a predicted model, not a curated record. Gene Ontology annotation, biological process: tRNA processing. The transcript is spliced from 7 exons.